Messenger RNA from Ceratina calcarata, 788 nucleotides. Its product is annotated as growth hormone-inducible transmembrane protein-like. The transcript has 3 exons. Bases 1 to 768 code for a protein of 255 amino acids. The record is from RefSeq and is a predicted model, not a curated record. NCBI's taxonomy places the organism in Eukaryota, Metazoa, Arthropoda, Insecta, Hymenoptera, Apidae. Gene Ontology annotation, cellular component: mitochondrial inner membrane.
AUGCUUGUGUACUAUUAUGGGUUGGGUUUCUCACCAUCUAUGGGUACCAUAGAUUAUGUGAAAUAUUGGCCUCAACAUGUGAAGGAGAGAAUUAGAACCACGUACAUGUAUCUUGGCGCAUCUAUACUGAGCAGUACAGCAGCGGCAGCAAUAUGUUUACGUUCACCAGUCAUUAUGAAUAUGGUGAUGCGUCAAGGAUGGGUUUCCAUGUUGGUAACGAUUGCAGCUGUUUGGGGUAGCGGUAUAAUGUUGCAGAGUAUUCCAUACAAAGAAGGAUUUGGUGCAAAACAGUUAGCAUGGUUGGCCCAUACUGGUACUGUUGGUGCAAUUCUUGCACCUUUGUACUUACUUGGAGGACCUUUGGUACUUAGAGCUGCGUGGUAUACUGCCAGUAUAGUUGGCGGUUUAUCUAUAGUUGCUGUUUGUGCACCAAAUGAAACGUUUUUGAAAAUGGGUGGCCCACUAGCAAUUGGUUUAGGAGUCGUAUUUGCAAGCAGUGUGGGAUCAAUGUUUCUGCCACCUACAACAGCUCUUGGGUCUGGAUUGUACUCUAUGUCUCUGUAUGGUGGUCUGAUAUUGUUUUCCAUGUUACUUUUGUAUGAUACACAAAGAAUUAUCAAACAAGCUGAAACAUACCCAGUCCACGAACAUAUGGUGAGACCAUAUGAUCCAAUUAACAACGCGAUCUCUGUUUAUAUGGAUGUAGUGAAUAUCUUUGUAAGGAUUCUCACACUGCUGGCAGGCGGAGGAAAUAGAAGACAAAAAUAAAGAUGAGAAAAUUUACUUCA